Messenger RNA from Agelaius phoeniceus (red-winged blackbird), 3585 nucleotides. RefSeq names its product fibulin 2 (gene FBLN2). Gene Ontology annotation, cellular component: extracellular region. NCBI's taxonomy places the organism in Eukaryota, Metazoa, Chordata, Aves, Passeriformes, Icteridae. Gene Ontology annotation, molecular function: calcium ion binding. The record is from RefSeq and is a predicted model, not a curated record.
AUGGCCAGGGCCCGGAGCUGGCAGCAGAGCCCUUGGAACGCCCUGCUCCUGGUGCUGCUGUGCUCGGGUGGCUGCCAGGCCCAGAGGGACUGCACGGGCGCCGAGUGCCAGGCCCUGGAGAACUGCAUCGAGGACGUGCUGGAGCCCGGCGAGUGCUGCGCCACGUGCCUGCAGCACGGCUGCACCUGCGAGGGCUACCAGUACUACGACUGUGUCAACGUGGGCUUCGUCAACGGCAAGGUGCCCGAGGGACAGUCCUACUUCGUGGACUUUGGCAGCACCGAGUGCUCAUGCCCCAAGGGAGGGGGCAAGAUCAGCUGCCAGUUCAUGCUGUGCCCGGAGCUGCCCCCGAACUGCAUCGACGCGGUGGUGCCGGCGGACGGGUGUCCCCAGUGCGGCCGCAUCGGCUGCCUGCACGAAGGACAGAAGUACGUGGCGGGGCACACCUUCCACAUGCCCCCCUGCAAGGUUUGCCACUGCCCCAACGCCGGCGGGGAGCUGAUGUGCUACCAGCUGCCGGACUGCGACACGUUCCCCUUGAACACGGCCAGCCCGGGGGACUCCGAGGACAGCGAGCCCGAGCGGCACUACGACGAUCCCUACAGCUAUGACCAGGAGGCCUCCGAGGGAGACAACACCCAGGUGGAGUCUCCAAAGAAGUACAGGAGUUACUCGUCCCACCUGGAGCAUGAGAGCCUCAGCCAGGAGCAGGGUGAGGACUAUGACUACCUAGCAGCUAGUGUGGCUCCCUCAGUGCCAGCCCUGGCUGACCCCCACACCGAGGGCACGGCGGCGCCCCGCCCCACCCCCGUGCCCCGGGGCCCCGCCGAGGCCCGCAGUGCCACAGAGCGCGGCGAGCGCCGCAGGCUGCCCCGCACCACCGCACCCUCCCUCCAGCAGGGGACACGCAAGGAGGCACCAGCCACCACCGGGGCUCCUCCCCAGCACACCACGGCCACCACCGAGGCAUCCCAGCACCUGGAGGAGCUGGAGAGGAGGCCAAACGGGAACAAAGAGAGGCACGAGCAAGAAAGAGCCCCCCACUCUAAAAUGAAAAAGCAUGCCAGGAAGGAAGAGCUAGACAAUAGCAUGUAUCAGGGCUUGAAAGAGGUGAACUUUACAGAGUCAAGCUCAGCAAGAUCAUCCCAUGAAGGCCUCGAGGGGAAUGAUUUCCCCAAGGUGAAGUUCAGUGCAACAACCUCUCCUCCUGUUGCUCUGAAGGAAGACCGCAGCCAGUCCUCCCCAAAGCAGUCGCAGACGCUGUACCGGUACCAUCCUGAGGAGGACGGGGACCCCAACUCCAUCCAUGCUAACCCCAGGCUGCCAGAAGGUUCCACAAAGGAGUUGAUUGAGAGCUGCUGUGGAGCUGGCCAGCAGUGGGCUAUAGACAACGGGGAGUGCACAGAAAUCCCUGUAAGUGGCAUGGAUGGUGAUAUUUGCAGGAUUGCCCAGAAGCAGUGCUGCGUGUCCACGGUGAGGGAGAACAGCUGCCUGGCCGGGAUGGUGGCCGCCAAGGAGGGGGACACGUGUGGCCCCGAGGACAGCGACCCCUGCGCGGGCUCCUCCUACAAGCAAUGCUGUGAUUGCUGCAGCCUGGGCCUGCGCCUGAGGAGUGAGGGGAAGAGCUGUGAGUCCAACAUCAACCUGGGCUACCCCUGCAGCCACGUGAUGCUGUCCUGCUGUGAAGGGGGGGAUCACUUCAUGCACCCCGAGAUCAGACGGCAUCCAGAGCCCGUGCCCACGGUGACCCCCGAGAAGGUUUCAGAGAGGGAGGAUCACCACGAAGCGUUGUCCAUCAGCAGUGAGGCUGAGCUGUCCAAUAACCUGCCAGGAGAUGACCUGGAUGAGUGUCUGCUCUACGGGGGGGAGCUGUGCCAGCACCUGUGCAUCAACACCGUGGGCUCCUACAAGUGCUCGUGUUUCCCAGAGUUCACCCUGCAGGAGGAUGGCACCAGCUGCUCUCCAGAUCCUGACAGAGGACAGAUGACCAGGCUGGAAGCUGAAGCCACCAUCCCUCCAGUAGCUUCUCCCUCCCAGCCCAUCCUCGUGGUGUCCUUGCAGGAAGAGCAGGACAAGUGCAAAGAUAAUGGCCCCUGCAAGCACCUAUGCAACAUCGUGGAUGGAGAUGCUGUGUGCUCCUGCAUGGCUGGCUACACGCUCAUGGCUGAUGGGGUUUCCUGUGAAGACAUCAACGAGUGUGUGACAGAGAGACACACCUGCCAGAGGAGAGAGCACUGUGUCAACACCAUGGGCUCCUUCCGCUGCCUGCAGGAGCUGAGCUGCCAGCCCGGCCACGAGCUGAAGGACGGCGAGUGUGUAGAUAUCGAUGAGUGCCAGAGAGGAACUCACAGCUGCAAGGUGAACUUUGUUUGUCAGAACACAGAGGGCUCCUUCUACUGUGAGUCAAAGCAGCGCUGCAUGGAUGGCUUCCUGCAGGACCCCGAGGGCAACUGUGUGGAUAUCAAUGAGUGCACGUCUCUCCCUGAGCCCUGUAAGCCAGGAUUCAACUGCAUCAACACUGUGGGGUCCUACACGUGCCAGAGGAACAUGCUGAGCUGCAGCCGAGGGUACCACUCCAACGAGGAGGGCACGCGCUGCGUCGAUGUGGACGAGUGCCAGACUGGGGUGCACCGGUGUGGAGAGGGGCAGCUGUGCCACAACCUGCCCGGGGGCUAUCGCUGUGACUGCAGGAUGGGCUAUCAGUACGACGCCUUCAGCCGCAGCUGCAUCGACAUAAAUGAGUGCUGGAACUACCCCGGGCGCCUGUGCCAGCACACGUGUGAGAACACGCCCGGCUCCUACCACUGCUCCUGCUCCUCUGGCUUCCGCCUCUCCUACGACGGCAAGCACUGCGAAGAUGUGAAUGAAUGUGAUAACAGUCCCUGCAGCCAGGAGUGUGCCAAUGUUUAUGGUUCCUACCAGUGCUACUGCAGGCAAGGCUUCCAGCUGGCUGAAGAUGGGCAUUCCUGUAAAGACAUUGACGAGUGUGCCCAGAGCGCCGGCAUCCUCUGCACCUUCCGCUGCGUCAACGUCCCCGGCAGCUACCAGUGCGCCUGUCCUGAGCAGGGCUACACCAUGGCAGCCAACGGCAGGACCUGCAGAGAUAUUGAUGAGUGUGCAAUAGGAAGCCACAACUGUUCAGCUGCAGAGACUUGCUACAACAUCCAGGGCAGCUUCCGCUGCCUGUCCUUCGAGUGCCCUUCCAACUACAGGAAGGUGUCUGACAUGAGGUGUGAGCGCAUCAACUGCUUCAACUACCUGGAGUGCCAGAACACGCCGGUGCGCAUCACCUACUACCAGCUCAACUUCCAGACCAACAUCGUGGUGCCCGCGCACAUCUUCCGCAUCGGGCCCUCGCCCGCCUACGCCGGGGACAGCAUCGCGCUCACCAUCACCCGCGGCAAUGAGGAGGGCUUCUUCAGCACCCGCCGCCUCAACGCCUACACCGGCAUCGUCUACCUGCAGCGCCAGGUCAAGGAGCCCAAAGACUUCCUGCUGGAUGUGGAAAUGAAACUCUGGCGCCAGGGAACCUACACCACUUUUCUUGCCAAAAUCUACAUUUUCAUCACAGCUCAUGCCUACUGA